Messenger RNA from Helianthus annuus (common sunflower), 1539 nucleotides. RefSeq names its product zinc finger protein ZAT4. The transcript has a single exon. Lineage: Eukaryota; Viridiplantae; Streptophyta; Magnoliopsida; Asterales; Asteraceae. The coding region runs from base 1 to 1539 and encodes 512 amino acids. The record is from RefSeq and is a predicted model, not a curated record.
AUGGCUAGUUCUGAUGAUCAACACACCAAUUUUAAGCAUUUUUGUAGAAUAUGUAAGAAGGGUUUCACGUGUGGAAGAGCUUUAGGUGGGCAUAUGAGAGCUCAUGGUAUCGGUGAUGAUGCCGGAAAUCUUGAUGAUGAAGAUCGGUGCACGAGUGAUUGGGAUGAUAAGCAAGGGAACAGGAGAAUGUAUGCAUUGAGAACAAACCCUAAUAGGUUAAAAAGUUGUAAGGUUUGUGAGAAUUGUGGGAAAGAAUUCUUGUCGUGGAAAGCGUUUCUAGAACAUCGUAAAUGCAGCUCAGAUGAUGGCGAGUCUCUCGUGUCGUCACCGGAGUUGGAGGGUGAUGAGGAUGAUGGGUAUGAUGAUGAGAACAAUGGUGACCCGAGAGAUUGUGGUGGGUGGUCAAAAAGAAAGAGAUCUUUUAGGGCUAAAGUUGGUAGCUUUAAUUCUAAUUGUCCAUCAAGUGAUGAUGAAGAUUUAGCCCUAGCUAAAUGCCUAAUGGAGUUAUCAAAUUCCGCAGGUGUUUAUGCCGCAGAAACCGAUGUCGAAGACCCUUGUGUGUCCCCGAGUCUGGAGGAGCAACGGCCGAACCCUAUGUUUUCCACCGCGGCGUUUAUGUCACCUUUCACUAGACUAUCUUCACCUUUGGAUAAAGCCAAAGGUGUAGCCACUACCCCUAAAGGCAUGUUUGAAUGUAAAGCAUGUAAAAAAGUGUUCAAUUCACAUCAAGCGUUGGGUGGUCAUAGGGCAAGUCAUAAAAAAGUAAAAGGUUGUUUUGCAGCAAGAAAUGAUCAAUCUGAUGAUAACAUAGGUGAUCAUGAUGAUACCAUGCACGAGGAAUAUAUACCGUCGCCGAAACCAAUCUCGACCUAUCAGUAUAGUGAGGGUCCGAGCACAACACUCCUGGUCUCGGACCCAGCACCGUUGGUCGGAGUGGCAAGACGGAAAGCCAAAGUACACAAAUGCACGAUUUGUAAUCGGAUUUUUGCAUCCGGUCAAGCGCUUGGUGGCCACAAGAGGUGUCAUUGGCUUACAUCUAACAUGUCUGAUACUUCUUCUCUAGCCAAAUUUAACUUCCAUGAACAUAUUGAGCAACUCCACCAACGUGCAUUGGCGUUACCAUCACGAAUACUCGACAAAGCUAAAGCACUAGAACUCAACUUCCCCGCUCCGGAGCACAGCAUUUCCGGAUUAAGAAGAGAUCCCCGGUAUAAUCCCUUAGGCUUUGAGGUUUCGACCGAGAUUAAUCUACAUUCUUGUAAUGUAGAAAAUCAUUCGAAUGUUACAGAUGGAAAUGGAAAGUACCAUAACAAAACUAGUGAUCAGCAAGGACAUGAACAUAAGAACACAAGCAACAACCAUGGAAAAGAAGAUGAAGGAGGAGCAACAAUGGAGGAUGACGAAGCUGACAGUAAGUUGAAAUUGUCAAAACUGAGUCAGUUAAAAGACAUGAGUAACGUCAGUGGGAAUUCAUCUUCAUGGUUGCAAGUUGGGAUUACUUCAAAAACUCAUGAUGUGGGUCCACCGCAGGAUCCGUAG